Messenger RNA from Nestor notabilis (Kea), 558 nucleotides. It is a transcript of the gene PGAP2, whose product is annotated as post-GPI attachment to proteins 2. The annotation marks the transcript as partial. Gene Ontology annotation, biological process: GPI anchor biosynthetic process. NCBI's taxonomy places the organism in Eukaryota, Metazoa, Chordata, Aves, Psittaciformes, Psittacidae. The record is from RefSeq and is a predicted model, not a curated record. The transcript is spliced from 3 exons. Gene Ontology annotation, cellular component: Golgi membrane; endoplasmic reticulum membrane.
CAUCAAGAUGCUGCAGGUGCCACUGCCCCUGGACCGCGAUGGGAUCCUCUUCCGGCUCCGCUUCACCACGCUGGCUCUGGGGACUGUGUUUUGCCCUCUCUUUGGGUUCCUGUUCUGUGUGAUCUGGUCUCUGCUCUUCCAUUUUCGGGAGACGACAGCGACUCACUGCGGGGUGCCCAACUACCUGCCGUCCAUCAGCGCGGCCAUCGGAGGCGAGACCCCGCAGCGCUACGUGUGGCGCCUCUGCAUUGGCCUGCACUCGGCUCCGCGCUUCCUGGUGGCCAUCGCCUACUGGAACCACUACCAGAGCUGCCACUGCUCCCACCCGCGCUACCUGCGCCUCUGCCACUGCAACCUGCUGCUCAACCUGCUCGAGAACUUCGCCCUCCUCAUCCUCACCUAUGUGUCCUCCUCUGAAAACUAUGCAAUCCACGAAAACGCCUUCAUCGUGUUCAUCACCUCAGCUCUGGGCCACAUGCUGCUGACCUGCAUCCUCUGGAGGAUGACGAAGAAACACACAGUAAGUCCCGAGGUACAGAAACUUUCCUUCUUCUUUCA